Molecule: messenger RNA, 3059 nt
Organism: Candoia aspera
Lineage: Eukaryota; Metazoa; Chordata; Lepidosauria; Squamata; Candoiidae
Gene: AKAP8
Product: A-kinase anchoring protein 8
Exons: 13
Coding region: 102-2165 (687 amino acids)
Cellular component (GO): nuclear matrix; nucleus
Molecular function (GO): protein kinase A regulatory subunit binding; DNA binding
Source: RefSeq, a predicted model, not a curated record
UCAAGAAUAGCGGCAGAAGCCAAUCUGUGGUGGCGUAUGGCGCUCGCGCAGUCGGGUGGUGGGUAACUGUGUGUAGUGGGAGGCGGACGGUGGGCGAAGCCAUGGAUCAGAGUUACGGUUAUAGUUCUUGGGGUACUGACAACACCAAUACUCAAGGUGCAUAUGCCACGAACAUGGCAAGUUGGCAAGGUUAUGAAGGUUAUGAUUAUUAUGGUGCCCAAGCCAGCAAUACUACCACAACUCCCACAUACAACUAUGAUGCUGCUGCUGUUGCCCCAACUACCUGGGAUACUUCUAAAGUUUCUGACAUGACAAUGAGUGCUGAGAUGGGCACUGGUAUGCCAGUUGUAAAUUACAAUACUGGAACAAUGGAGGCAGAAAACUCUGAUUCCAUCAUAGCAAAAAUAAAUCAGCGUUUGGAUAUGCUAUCAAAGGAAAGCAGUGGUGGUGCUGGGGAAGGCGUGGAAGAUCAGGGAAGCUCUUUCAGAUUUGAGUCUUUUGAAUCAUAUGACUCUAGAGCCUCAGUACCUGACCGUGAUCUGUACAGAGCCAGCUAUGACUAUAACGAAGUUGGAUUAGAUCGGAAUGAUACUUUUGGAAGUCACUAUGAUGUCCCUGGUAACCGCAGAGAUCAACCUGGUAACAGAGGAAACAACUAUGGUUUUGUUAGAGGGAGGGUCCAAAAUCGAGGUCGUCUAAACACUUUCAAUCGUGACCGCUUCAUGCCCUCAAGUACAGAACGGCUGUCUACACACUGGAAUGAAAUGAAUUACAUGGGCGGGAGGAAUAUGGGAGGACCUGGACCUAACAGGCUUCCAUCACUCUUUUCUCGAGCACUUAUCCCUGAGUAUAGGGAUUAUGGAGACUAUGGCGACUAUGGAGAGUAUGGCAACUAUGGGGAUUAUGAUUAUGGCAUGAUGGGAAUGCAAGGAAUGGGAAGGAUUCCUGGGAACAUGCCCUAUGGAUUCGGCAGGACACGUGGCAGACCCAAGAGGAGAGCUUUUCGUGGUCGUCUGGGUGGGCGUUCAGAUAAUGAAGGCGGGUUAUACAAGCGGAAACAACCCCAAAGUGGAGAGGAACCUGAGAGCAAGCAGGCAAAGACGGAAAGUGAAAGAGAUGACUCUGACAAUGAUGAUGGUGAAGAAGACAAGUCAGCAGAUGAAGGUGAUAAAGCAACUGGUGAUGGCUGUGAUGAUGAUGAUGAAGAGACAAAGCAAAGAAAAGAGAAACAGAGACAAAGGGAUAGAAUGCGUGACCGUGCAAUGGACAGAAUCCAGUUUGCCUGCUCUAUCUGUAAAUUCCGAACUUUUGAGAAUGAAGAAAUGGAGAAACAUUUGCAAAGCAAAUUUCAUAAAGAAGUCUUGCGAUACAUUGGGACCAAACUGCCUGAUAAAACAGUAGAAUUCCUGCAGAAAUACAUUGUGAACAGAAACAAGAAGAUUGGGAAGCGCCGACAAGAGCUGACCGAGAAGGAGGGUACAAAACCAAAACCUGACCCUUUCAAGGGAAUUGGCCAGGAGCACUUUUUUAAGAAGAUAGAAGCAGCUCACUGCAUGGCUUGCGACAUGCUAAUUCCUGCACAACAACAUCUUCUUCAGAGACAUCUGAGAUCUGUUGAUCACAACAGGAAUCGCAGAAUGGCAGCUGAACAUUUCAAGAAGGCUAGUUUUCAUGUAGCUAAAAGUGUCCUAAAUAGCAAGCACAUUGUGAAAAUGCUAGAAAAGUACCUCAAGGGUGAUGAUCCAUUUACAGAUGAAAAUAUUGACCAAGACGUUGAGGAACCUGACGUUUUAGAAGGUGCAGAAGGUGAAAAGGAAAGUGCUACUGUAGAGAAAAAAGAGAAUACUGGGGAGGUCAUCAAAACCAGUGAAGUCAGUGAAACUAGUAAACCAGAAGGGGAUGAAGCACCUUGCUCUACUGCAGGUUUUUCAAAAGAUGAAACUGCAGUGAAGGAACAACAGGCAGAAGAGAAAUCAGAUGUAUCAGAAACAGCAGAAGAAGUACCCCCUCAAGAAAAUCUUGAUGAGAAGGUCCAAGAAGUCCAAGUGGAAAAGCAACAGCAUGUGGAGAUAGGGAAGGAAAGCUCCCCUGAAAUGAUAAGAGCUGAAAACAGCAGUGUCGAAGAAGAUCUGGGGGUAGCAAGUAUAGGGCUGUCUCAGGAAUGACCAUAUGAACGAUUGUGUGGAUGUGUUUUUCUUGCUUUGCUAUAUAAUCUUUUCAAUACCCCCUCUUCAUAAUCUUUUGUUGUAUAUUCCUGAAUUGUUGCCAACUUUGUUCCUGUCUGAAGGAAAGGAUUCAUCUCUCUGUAUGGGAAACAGUCUUGUACUGUAUUGUGAAGAAGACAGAAAUUGGCAAGCUUUCAGGUUACUCAGCCGUAAAUUGAUAACUUCCUGCAUUUAGAACAAAUAGAAAUAAUAAAUGUGUUGAUAUUGAGAUCCUUUUGGCUGUUCACUUUCCAAUACCAAAAGGAAAUAUGGCUUCAUUUUGAAAACUGAAUUAACCCUCUUAUUAAAGAGGGAUUAGAUGUUAAAUGUCUUUAUUUUUUUUUCUGUAAAGAUGAUUAUUCAUUUAAGUUUCUGGGAAAAGACCUUGCUGCCAUAAAGACUGUUAAUGUCAUUUAUCCAGUUUGCAGUAUUGCAUGAAAAAUAGCAUCUGUAAUUAUAUACAAAAUGUUAAACACAAACUUAUUGUGCAUCACACUUGAGUUGUCAUUUAUGCUGUGCAUUAUUUCAGUUGUCAUAUGGGGGGUGAUCAGCUGGUGCUUCUUCAUUAUGUUGGUAGAGAAGCAUAUGUGAGGAGGAAAGUUAUGGCAACACUGAAGUCCCACUUCCCUCUUUGUCUCCCAAAAUCUGUUGGAGGAGGAGGAUUCAGAGUAGAUUGCCAAAAACUGCUCCAGGCCAGGAAUAAUGAAGCAAUACCAAGGCCAGCAAAAUAAAGAUAGAUUGUUAUGAUUGAUGCUUGUAGCAUAACAUUUUAAAGUAGAAUGAACACUCUUCUUUCUUUGAAUAACAGCAAAAUCCUUUGUCUUGGCAUUUAAAUAAACUUCCAACAUUAAAAAU